Eurytemora carolleeae is the source of this 1875-nucleotide messenger RNA. Its product is annotated as graves disease carrier protein homolog. The record is from RefSeq and is a predicted model, not a curated record. The transcript is spliced from 9 exons. Lineage: Eukaryota; Metazoa; Arthropoda; Copepoda; Calanoida; Temoridae. Gene Ontology annotation, biological process: transmembrane transport. The coding region runs from base 21 to 989 and encodes 322 amino acids. Gene Ontology annotation, cellular component: mitochondrial inner membrane.
CAGAAAAAUGCGCCAGUAAAAUGGAGAAGGGUGAGGAGAGGGGCGGUCAGGAGAAGAGCGGUUUGGUACUGCUCAAGUCCCUGUUCUGCGGCGGUAUGGCGGGUAUGGCGAGUAAAUCGUUUGUUGCUCCCCUUGACCGGGUCAAGAUAUUGCUUCAAACUCAGAACUCGGCUUAUAAGAACAAAGGAGUUGUUUCAGCUCUAGGUUUGGUUCUCCGUAGAGAAGGACUGGUGGGAUUAUACCGAGGGAACGGAGUACAAAUGCUCCGGGUCUUUCCUUACGGAGCAAUUCAAUUUGGAACAUUUGAAAUCUUAAAACGGUUUUUUAUUCAGAAUCCGACAAAUCCUCCAGGUUCAGAGAAAUCCUCGAACCUUAUUCGGCAGAUUGAUAAAGAUCGAGCUAGCGUGUUCCUGGCGGGAUCUAUCGGAGGAGUAUGUGGAGUAACGGCAACGUUUCCUCUUGAUACUAUUCGAGCUCGACUAGCAUACCAUACCAAGUCUGAAGCGGGUUACAGUGGAAUGAGAGAUACUUUCACUACUAUUCUAAAACAGGACGGAGUAAAAGGAUUCUAUCGAGGACUGAUUCCAACUGUAGUAGCUAUUUGUCCCCAAUCUGGGUUUAGUUUCUUUUUCUUUGAUGUUGUGAAGAACGGAUUGAUAGAACGAUUUCCUCUGUUCCGGAGUAGAACCGGGACGGAUAGAUAUGAUCUGAGUAUCCCAGGGAAACUCCUGGCUGGAGGAAGCUCCGGAGCUAUGGCGCAAACCCUGACCUACCCUCUUGAUGUUACCAGAAGAAAAAUGCAGUUAGGACAGGGUAAAGGAGUUUGGCAGGUUCUAGUUCAUACAUACACUACAGACGGAGUAGUCAAGGGAUUAUAUAGGGGUAUGUCAGUAAACUAUCUACGCGGUGUACCAUUGAGUGCCAUCUCCUUCUGCACCUACGAGUGCUUGAAGCAGCUCCUGGGAAUAUCAGCUUCUGUUAAACUAUAGUUAAUCUCACGAUAAGUUGUGAAAGAGUUAAUCCGAGCUUAAGUUCUAUCAGUCUUAAGUUAAGCCCCUUCUUAAGUUCUGGUGGACUUAAUCCGAGUUUAAGUUCUAUAAGUCUUAAAUUAAGCCCCUUUUAAGUUCUGGUGGCCUUAUUUGAGCUUAAGUUUUAUUAGUCUUAAGUAAGUCCCUUCUUAAGUUCUGGUGGACUUAAUCCGAGCUUAAGUUUUAUUAGUCUUAAGUAAAGUCCCUUCUUAAGUUCUGGUGGUCUUAUCCGAGCUUAAGUUUUAUUAGUCUUAAGUAAAGUUCCUUCUUAAGUUCUGGUGGACUUAAUCCGAGCUUAAGUUUUAUUAGUCUUAAGUAAAGUUCCUUCUUAAUUUCUGGUGGCCUUAUCCGAGCUUAAGUUUUAUUAGUCUUAAGUAAAGUUCCUUCUUAAGUUCUGGUUGACUUUAUCCCAGCUUAAGUUGGGUUAAAUCUAGGUUUGAUGAAUCUGAGUUUUGAUGUAACUUUAUUAGUCGCAGCUAAACAUCUGACUAACCCUCCCCACCCCCUUCUUAUGAUAGAAUAUAUAAUACAUUAGUAAUGUUUCGCCUUGCUUCUAAUAAUUGAUUGAGCUUUAAUAUCGAAUAAAAGGAUAGAUAUUUUCCAGUAUAAUAAAUCCCCCAAAUCCUAUCAUGUUCUUCUACUUCGGAGUGAAUUUGAAUUUAAGAGCUUUAGAGAAAAAAAAUUUUAUCACCGAAAUUUUUCAGUGAUUUUUAAAAUUUGAUUCUAAAUCAAUGGUUGCAGGGGAUAAGGGGGAGUAUUUACCUUGGAAACAAAGUUGAAUAUAAAUUGAUAAAUAAACACAUUCUGCAUUUUAUUGUACAGUUACAUUUCUUAAUAUUUUUCUCCG